AUGGAUGAAGUAGGAAAUAAUAGAGAUAAAUUAGAAUUUAAUAACUUACAUGAAGACAGUGAGGAGUUGUAUGGAAAAAAUCUUACUUUUGAAAGAUAUACUGCAGUGAAUAAACAGCUUGGUUCAAAGGCUUGGCUCGGUUUAUAUGGGUUGAAAAGGAAUAAUAUUGACAAGUUAUCUGUACUACAGAACAUAGGAUUCUUAGUAAAAGAAGGUUAUUAUCACUGUCUGGGCAAAUAUGUGAAGUCUUGCUAUGGUGAUAAUCUAUUUGUUAGAGUAAGAAAUGAUCAGACUGGAGAUGUUUAUAAUGUUACUGCUAAGAGGGGAUAUAUAAAGGAACUAAAACUUAGGGUUUCACGAGCUGUCGAAUUGUAUCGUGAUCGUCUCACAUGGUUAACUUCUGGAAGCAGAUCUAUUUUUGGUGUGUUGCAGGAGCAUUCAGCAAUUUUUCUUAUAGAUAUUAAAACACAAUCUCCAGAAAUAUUUUCUCGCUUCAUAAAGUCUCUGGAGUAUCUCGUUACUGACCAGUUGAAGAAAAUGAAACUGUUCAAUAUGAUUAGAUGUCAGGAUGAACCUUUUGUGUUUUCAAAUGAAUUGGUAGCCGUAGACGACUGUUCACUAAGAAACGUUUUGCAGUGGGUUACUGAAUUAAAACGUCUGACUUUCUUCAGUGCAAACUGUACUGCUGAGUGCAUAUCAAGUAUAAAUCAGCUUACAAAGUGCUUCGAAGCUAUAUACUUGAUAACUGAAGGUGAAUCUUCAAUGAUAUCACCAGGAAUACUUGAAAAUGUUGUUAAAACUUUAAAACAUCCUCUUCACAUUGUUUCUUAUGGUUGUGAAAAUAUGCAUAGCAUAGAAUAUUUACAUAGUUUGUGUACAAAUACUGGAGGAAGAUUUCAUGCAUAUUGUAUCAAUAUGCAAAUUCCAUUAUAUUCACCAAGUUGUUGGGAUGUAGAAAAGUUUCAACAAAUGAUUGAAGUGAAUAAAAUUGAAUAUGGUGGACCACCUAAAGGUUGGGGUCAACAUGAGGAUUGUGUUCUAAUAUUUCAAGAAUUAGAAGAAGCUAGAUCAAUUUUACAACGUAUUGAACAAAUACUUCAUGAUAUAGACUGUAUGCCUAAUCAAGGUAAUCAAGAUUCAAGUUUGAAAAGCUGUCAACCAGCGCCAUUAACAAAUACUUGUAAACUUGACUGGAAACGAGAAGAGGAUAUGUCAUCAAAGGAAUGGUUAAGUAUUCAUGGUUUAAAAGCUCAACAUUUAGACUUCUAUGAUUUAUUGGCUAGUGUUUCAUUUAAACACUGUGAUGGAGUUGUAAAUGUUUUAAUACCUCCAUUAGAUAAUGUACUUGACAACAAAAAUGUAUUCACUUCUUCUUCAACAUCAAAUAAUGAUAUACAUAAAGUAUAUGAGAAAAUUUAUGAUAAUUCUAUGAUAGAUCAUCAAUCUGAGCCAAAUUUAAAAACUUCUUCACAAAUAUGGUCAUCUCAUGCUAUUGUUCAACCGAAGCUAAUCAAUGCUCAAUAUUGCAGUAAUUUUGUACAUGUUCUUUGGAAAGAUAAUACAAUAGUACAUGUACAAGUUACACCGGAAUUGUAUCGUUUAUACUAUCAACGAAUGCAGUCUAGACUAAAUGCUAUACAACAACGGUUAAAUAUGUUAAGAAAGGGUUCAAGAGAACUAUUUGGAACAAUUACUGAAGAUGAUGUAUAUAUUUUAAUUGAUACUAGUACAUCAAUGUUAUCUUGUAUUGAAUUUGUUAAAGAAAAGUUACUACAAUUAUUAUAUGAUCAAUUAAAGUAUAAAAACCAUUGGAAUUUAAUUGCUUUCAAUUCAACAAUCAAUGCAUGGAGUAAUCAUUUACAGAGUACAACAGAGCAGAAUUUAAAAUCAGCUAUAAAAUGGAUUGAAAAAUUAAAUUGCGGUGGAUCUACAAAUACCUGA
This is a messenger RNA of Heterobilharzia americana, 1941 nucleotides long. The record is from the annotation of a GenBank genome assembly. Lineage: Eukaryota; Metazoa; Platyhelminthes; Trematoda; Strigeidida; Schistosomatidae.